Schistocerca nitens (vagrant locust) is the source of this 1568-nucleotide messenger RNA. Its product is annotated as COMM domain-containing protein 2. The transcript is spliced from 5 exons. NCBI's taxonomy places the organism in Eukaryota, Metazoa, Arthropoda, Insecta, Orthoptera, Acrididae. The coding region runs from base 721 to 1203 and encodes 160 amino acids. The record is from RefSeq and is a predicted model, not a curated record.
AUUGGAACUUUCUCCCACUUGCAUGUAAUGUUUCUAUAUAUCUUAAAGCCUCUACACACAUGGUUGAGUAUCAAUCCACUUUGAAAUCAAUGCAUAUACCUCAGAAAUAACAAUUGCUUUCCCAUACAUGCAGACUUCAUUCAUUUGUGCUCAGCUGAAUUGUUGGUGACGUCAUGCAAUUUUUGUUUAAUCACUCUAGAGGCAUAACUCAGCAUUGCAAUAGGGUUGGUACCAGCUGUCUAUUUUUCCUUCUGGUAGCCUAUUCUUGGGGAUACUGAUCGGUGGGAAGUUGCAAAUUAUUGCACUCAAGUGACCAAUUCCCCUAAAUGGUUUCAGCUUACUGGAAAAACAUUAUGUAUGAGGACUUUCAGAUUGAUGUUUAACAGGCAUGUAGGACACCUCAAUUACUGGGCUGUGUCAGAACAGUGAGAGACAGUAUACAGGUCAUAGUGGAUCUCAUCACUGGUGAUUCACCAAUCUUUCCAACAUCCAUCCCAAGAUCAUUGUCAGCUGAAUGGACAACCUGUCCUAUAAUGGAAUGCAAAAUGCCACUUGACCAAGAGGGACAGCUAUGCAGCCCUGCAGACAUUUGAAUACAACUCACCAGCAGAAAGUGUAAUAGCCUCUAACACGGAAGGAACAAAAUACCACUAUAUAUUAAGAAAAGUUUUGCAAGACUUCUGCAAGCUGGCACUGGACUUCCUACGUAAAGGUGCAAACAUGAAGUUGUACCAUACUGCUGCAAAUAAACUUGGGGUUCAGCUAGAAGCAAUACGAAAUGUUGUUGAGGGACUUGUCAACCUGUUUGUAGAAAGCAGUAAACAUGAGCUUACUGCAGCUGACUUUAAGGACACUCUAGUAACACUGGGGUUUACUGACCAGCAUCAAGAAGUGCUAUGUUCAUUUUAUGAAGGAGUGAAGUCUGAGAUCAGAGAUGUUCUCUCUAAUAUGACAGUUAGUCUUCCACAUUAUAAAAAUCUUGAAUGGAGGUUUGAAGCUCAAGUAGCAUCAAGAUCAUUAAUGCAACAGGUAACUCCCCUUAUAACAAUGAAUCUUACAUUGACAGAAGCUGGUAAGGGUGAUAGCAAUAUUUGCCUUCAAACAGAUCCAAAUAAUUUACUUCAUAUUACACAAGUACUUGAAGAAGCCCUCCAUGAAGCAAAGAGUCAGCACACACGCAGGGUUUUACGGAGCUUUAAAUAGAAAAUAUCCUGUUUGCUCUCUCUCACACCUGUUUACAGUGCUUUCAUAUUGAAAGCAAAUGUGUUGGUAACUGUGGAGCUUACAGACCAGAAUUACAUGCAUAUUCUUACAGAAGAGUUGGUGCCAAAGAGAAAUGACAUGAUUUGGACAAAGUUCUGAUUGCUGGAAGCAGUACAGUUAUUGCAGUUUGUCUAGGAUCUGAAAUCAAAUGAGCAAGAGAUAAAUUACAUAUGUUAGAAGUAAUGGACAAUACUUUCCAGUGUUUUGCUCACAUUGUUACAUACAUGAUUGUUUUCGUCUUUUUUUAGGUUUCAAAUGCUGUAAAGCGUAUAUAUUCCAAAUAAAAUAUAUGCUUUUUGUUUUUA